AUGGCAGACACCAUUCAGCAUGUGGAACUUGUGAAAAGUGGCGUGAAAGCCCUGGAUGUGCUCUGUCACCGAACAUUCGACCUUAUUCUGCUUGACAUCGACAUGCCUGAACUCAACGGCGUUGAGACCGCCAAACACAUUCGCAACUCUGAUAAAUAUCAGAUUUUGCACCACAAUCGAACGAUUCCCAUUGUUGCUGUCACUACCAACGAUACCGCUGAAUGGAAACAGGCGUAUACUCGCGUCGGCAUGAAUGGUUGUAUAAGCAAGCCGAUUGUUGCAGCAACUUUGAAGCAAAUUCUUUUCCAAGUUCUUACUUAUGGUUGCAGCCGUGAAUCUUUGAGUGCCUGA
Molecule: messenger RNA, 351 nt
Organism: Radiomyces spectabilis
Lineage: Eukaryota; Fungi; Mucoromycota; Mucoromycetes; Mucorales; Radiomycetaceae
Product: CheY-like superfamily
Exons: 2
Coding region: 1-351 (116 amino acids)
Biological process (GO): phosphorelay signal transduction system
Source: RefSeq, a predicted model, not a curated record